AUGCUGCAAAGUAGCCUUUUUUUUCCCUACAAAAAUCAAUGCUUGUGAAGGAAUAACAAAUAGUUCUUGUAUGGUGGGUAGCUUUGGAGUGGAAGUCCAAAUGGGACCAUUGAGUGUGACCAUAAAUUAUUGAUGGCCCAUACGCCAAGAUUGAAUUUAAAAUAAAGUUUUGAUCAAAACCUCUCCUUUUCAAGGAUUAAACAUAUCAUUUCUUGUGUGGAAUCCAUCACUCAAUCUCUUAUUUUAAUUGCAUUGGCUAGCAUACUUAAAUCCUCAUUCAACUCAUCCUUGUCCUCACUACUAACUCUUUCUCUUAAAUCUUUUCUUGCAAAAAAAUAACCAAAACCAAGUUUGUUUCAAACAUUCAUUCAUAUCCCAUCAUAAUAAAAAUGGGUGAUUCGAUCAUCGGUGGUCCAAGAAUUUACAGCUGCUACAAAUGCAGAAACCAUGUUGCUCUUCAUGAUGAUAUUGUCUCAAAGGCCUUUCAGUCGAAAAAUGGGAGAGCUUUUCUUUUUUCGCACGCGCAGCACGUGUGUUCGGGUAAGAAGGAGGAUCGGCAGAUGAUGACGGGGCUGCACAUGGUGGCGGACGUGCACUGCGCCGACUGCAGGGAAGUUUUGGGGUGGAAGUACGAGAAGGCGUACGAGGAGUCCCAGAAAUACAAGGAAGGCAAGUUCGUGCUCGAAAAAUACAAGAUUGUCAAAGAGAAUUGGUAGCUGUUCGACCUCUGGCCUUAAGCAUUAAUCACUCUAUCGCUUGGUCAACACAAGCACAUCUGUCUGUGCUGUUUUGCCUUUUGGGAUUGAUUGUACAGAUACAAUAUUUGUUUGGGUGUUGUGUAUACUUAUUUUUCAUCACUGAAAGUGUAAAUGUAAAGAUGUCAACUGGGUGAAAAUUCUUCAUGGACUAA
Messenger RNA from Salvia miltiorrhiza (redroot sage), 910 nucleotides. Its product is annotated as protein yippee-like At4g27745. NCBI's taxonomy places the organism in Eukaryota, Viridiplantae, Streptophyta, Magnoliopsida, Lamiales, Lamiaceae. The coding region runs from base 390 to 716 and encodes 108 amino acids. The record is from RefSeq and is a predicted model, not a curated record. The transcript has 2 exons.